ACAAUGUGUCAACGGUAACAUGGUGCCAAAAGCAUCUCAGCCACUUGAAAGGAUACGACCGUCUCGCUGUACGACGACUUGUCGAUCAAUUCUCUGAAGCGGAAGAAGUCUUACUCAAUCGUGGGGUGAAGCUCGUCACUGUAUCUCAUCUCCCAGGAUCUCUCAACCAGCGUGCGGAUCAUCUGAGCAGGUGGGUUACCAAUAUUAUCAUCCCCGAACCUCUUCAACAAGGAAACAAGAAGAACCUCUUCUUUCUGGCCGAUAACCAAUCUCAGUUCCCUACAGCUGAUGUUGAGGAUCAGAGCGACGAUCUCCCCACCACCAGUCAUACCUUGGUGUUGAACGACGAGUUUCUACAGCGCUGCGCUGAUGCCUUACCUCGGGACAGCACAAAAUGGCGACACCACGAACUCCGACGUCUUCUACUCCAAUCAUCUGAGAGAACUGCUCGCGAGAAUUCGACUCUAUGGUGUUUUCUGGCUGAAGACAAUCACAUCUACUUUGUUGACGCGGACGGCAACAAGCGGCUAUAUAUACCUGAUGAGUCCGAUAAGCCAUGGGAAAAGAAACUGAGAACUGAGCUUCUCGCAAACUCCCAUUGGCACCACUCACCAACGACUUCGAUGUUGCAUCGUCUUCGACAACAGUUCUGGUGGCCUUCUAUGAAGAGAGACGCUAGGCGUUUCACAGAGCUAUGUAUAACCUGUCGGAAGGAGAGACUACGACUCGUACCACUCGGCGGACAGCGACCUAGAUCAAUAACUCGACGGUUCGAAUCUAUCACUAUCGACUUCCUAGGCCCUCUAACAGGCUUCCACAUGGCCUCUACUGGCUGGGAAGCCCCAAGCGUCCUAGUGAUAGUCGAUAACUUCAGUUCUUGGCUAGAAUUGGUGCCGGUCCCCACUCAAGACAGUAAUUCUGCUAUCACUGGUAUCCUGUCGUGGUGUCUACGCUACGGGCUCCCACGUACUAUCCAAUCCGACAGAGGCGGGAGUUUCGUAUCCGAGGUCACACGCUCUGUCUUCGAAGCCUUUGGCGUACGAAGCAUCGUCGGUGCUGGACACCAUCCACAGCCUCAAGGCAGUGCUGAACAAUGUGUCGGCGCUGUGAAAUCUGGAAUUCGCCGUCUACUAGCACAUGUGCCUGCUGCCGUUGUUCUGGAGAAUCUACAAUGGAUUGCUCGUAUCCACAACGUGUCAGCUCGGUAUGGCGAGGACGUAACGCCCGAGGAACUUGUCUAUGGUGGAAAGACCCGCGAUGCUCUAGACCUCCUCCUCAACGAUGUCACAAACGCCUCAUCUGUUAUAAGUCGCAGUGAUUACCUACACGAGUUACGUGAUAACUUGGAAUCUAUUCAUGACCAUUGGCGUCGGAUCAUCGCGGAACAACGAGUUUCCGGUCUUGCUGACAGGCUCCGCAUCGAGCCGACCGUCGAAGUGGGCGACAGAGUUUGCCGUGUGUUUGUCGAUGGAUUACACAAAAGGAAGGUCACUGGUCCUUUUACCAUUGACUCUAUCAACGAAACACAUACUAUGGCCAAGUUUACUGAUGGCGGUGAUGCUCCACUUUGGCAACUCUUCACAGUGCCAACCGCCCAUCUGUCUAACUCGUACGGUGAUUUCGCUCUUCCACAAUCCAGAGAGCUUCGACAAAUACCACUUGAAGACCUACAUACGGGAGAUCUGGUUGCUUUCAGAACAAUGGAUGGAACUGAUGACGAUACUACUUUCAUCGACUUGGCCGAAGUUCUCUAUAACAACGUCGUAGAUGAGGAAGUCGAGCUACGCCGGCUUCUGGUUGAUGAUGACGGCAGAUGGCAUAGACUGACUGCUGACCACUCAAGUGCCGACCCUUUUCCUGUCGAUUACGCGGCUAUUGUUUGUUGCGGACCUGAUGUUAAACUUAAUAAGAACGGAAGUAUGGCCAAGAGCCUCCGCACCCUCCUUCAGAAGGCCGGUGUCCCUUCUUAA
Molecule: messenger RNA, 1970 nt
Organism: Perkinsus marinus ATCC 50983
Lineage: Eukaryota; Perkinsozoa; Perkinsida; Perkinsidae
Product: retrovirus polyprotein, putative
Exons: 1
Biological process (GO): DNA integration
Molecular function (GO): nucleic acid binding
Source: RefSeq, a predicted model, not a curated record